Rubroshorea leprosula is the source of this 1483-nucleotide messenger RNA. NCBI's taxonomy places the organism in Eukaryota, Viridiplantae, Streptophyta, Magnoliopsida, Malvales, Dipterocarpaceae. The record is from the annotation of a GenBank genome assembly.
ACUUUACCUUCCCAUCUAAUAAGAUGGAAGAUUGGUCGAGUUGGGCUAAGGAGAUGCUUGUAGAGAAUGGCUUUGUGGAAAUAUUACUUGCUAUUGGGAUCUUUAAGUCGGUGGCUCUGAGUCAAACUCUACGGAUUAGUCGUAACGUGGAGUGCCUCCGUCGUUUGGUGAGGAGAUGGUGCAUGAAAGAUCCACGGCACAUAGCAUUGACGUUGGAGGAGCAUGCCACACUAGUAGCUUUGAAAAAGGUGAUGAAGAAGAAUGCCAAUGCUUCUUCUCAUUCAUGGAGGGGAAAGUACAGCAUCGAUUUUUCGACAUGGAUACGUUACUUUCAAAUUGGCAAAGGUAAAGAUAGCCCGUAUGUGCGUGUAGCUUUCCUUACAGGUUGGUUGAGUACGUUUGUCUUUGGGGGUUUUUCGAACCAUGAGAUUAUGGCUGAACGCAUUCCUCUGGCAAUUCGAUCAACUAAAGGUGUAAGGCUUCCUUUGGCUCCGCUAAUGUUAGGUACGCUUUAUCAUAUGCUUGAUUUGCUCUACUUUGAUGAGAUUCUUGGUGCCAAUUAUUACAUCAUUGAGUCGCAUGUGUGUCUGUCUUUGCUACAAAUGUUUGCAUGGGAGAGAUUUCUCCCAUAUCACUCUAGCUGCGUUACCAGUGGGAAAGCAUUGAAGGAGUACCUUAUGGCGAAGUGCGGUUACAUUAGUAGAAUAGCUCCAUUAGCUUGUUCUUGGGUAGGAAAAAGGAAAAUAAAGGGCAAUGCUAGGGAGUCAAAUUGUGAACUUUGCCGUAUGAGACUGAGGUCAUCUGGAAACGCUAGCAGUAGUUACGCCAUCCAUGUUGUCGUGUAUUACAUCGCGGGGGGCAUGCAGCUUGGAGUGUUACUACCCCCCAAAAAAGGGUUGCAAGGCAAUUUGGCUAUGAUCAAGACAUUCCUCUUACUCCUUCUUCUGACAAGACAAAUUAGAGACAGUGCCAUCCGCACACACUUGUCAAAUUUGGCAAAGGCAUACCUCAAGAAAAUUGAGUUUGGCAUGGCCGGAGGUGACAUGGUUGAGAGCUUGAAUGAGCGAAUUAAGGAGCAAAUGAACCAUAUCAAAGAGAUGGAAAAGUCCUUAGCCGAGAUGAAAGAGCUUAUCAUCAAACUAGAAGAAGGACUGGUGUCAACCAAGGCAUACCUAGGAUCACUCAACCAAGAAAAAGAACAUCUGAACUCCAGUAGUGUGACUGAGCUUCGCCAAGCCUGUAUGGAAGCUGCCAAGGCCUUUGGAGACGAGACUAGCCCUUUCCUGCCAUAAAUCAACCUCAUGUCCCAGUUUUCUCUUCAUCUUUUAUUUUUUUUUUCCUUUUUAGUAUGUUGACUGUUAGCGAUGUUGCCAUGAUGUAACCCUUUAGUCAUGUUUCUUCCAAGUUUGUUGCUUGUUGAUUUUCUUGCUCAUUUCUUCCUACUAUUCUGAAUAUGUCAACUGCAUAAAUAAAUUUGCGCUAA